This is a messenger RNA of Daphnia pulicaria, 892 nucleotides long. It is a transcript of the gene Sbds, whose product is annotated as ribosome maturation protein SBDS-like. Gene Ontology annotation, biological process: ribosome biogenesis; cytosolic ribosome assembly. The coding region runs from base 50 to 805 and encodes 251 amino acids. The transcript is spliced from 4 exons. The record is from RefSeq and is a predicted model, not a curated record. NCBI's taxonomy places the organism in Eukaryota, Metazoa, Arthropoda, Branchiopoda, Diplostraca, Daphniidae.
GUCAUUCUAUCUUUUUUGUCGGCCACGUUUGUCACACACACAAGUCGAGAUGUCUAAAAUAUUUACCCCAACAAAUCAAAUUCGUCUAACAAAUGUAGCAGUAGUACGAAUGAAAAAAGGUGGUAAGCGAUACGAAAUUGCGUGUUACAAAAAUAAAGUCGUAUCUUGGAGAAAUAAAGUUGAAACAGAUCUCGACGAAGUUCUUCAAGCGAGAACGGUAUUCUCCAAUGUUUCCAAAGGCCAAGUUGCUAAAAAAGAAGAUCUGAUAUCUAGUUUUGGAACGGAAGACCAGAAUGUCAUCUGCCAAGAGAUUCUUGCAAAGGGAGAACUGCAGGUGUCUGAGAAAGAGCGUCAUGUUCAACAAGACUCCAUGCUAAAGGAAAUUGCCACAAUGGUGUCAGAUAAAUGUGUUAACCCUGAAACCAAAAGACCCUAUCCUGUAACCAUGAUUGAAAAAGCAAUGAAAGACAUCCAUUUCUCAGUAAAGCCCAACCGAAAUUGUAAACAACAGACUCUGGAGGUUAUAAAGAUGCUGAAGAGUCACAUGCCAAUUGAGAGGGCUCAUAUGAGGUUAAGAAUUUCUGCUCAUAAAGAAGGUAGAAAACUUAAAGAAAAGCUGUCAAAAUUGUGUACUAGCAUUGAGUCUGAAGAAUGGGAGGACAGCACUCUUAUUUUGGUAUGCUUGAUCGAUCCGGGUAAUUUCCGAGAAAUUGAAGAUCUGGUCAAGUCCGAUACAAAAGGUCAAGGGCACAUGGAACUGCUUAAUUUAAAAGAAGUAACGGAAGGAGAAGAAACGGUAGAAUAAUUAUUUUCCACGCUGUCAGUUGUCGCGAAAGGAAAAUAUACUGUUUGUUUUUUUGGUGUCAGGCGAUCGCCUUACCUAUUUGAAAAA